Messenger RNA from Tuber aestivum (summer truffle), 1331 nucleotides. NCBI's taxonomy places the organism in Eukaryota, Fungi, Ascomycota, Pezizomycetes, Pezizales, Tuberaceae. The record is from the annotation of a GenBank genome assembly.
UCCCUCCGUUGGCUGGCUUUCCCCACAAUACCAUACUCGAGGACCGUAUCCUUCUCCCCCUUUCCCCCCGGUACAAGUGACUUACUCUGCCGGUACUGUAAGGUACUCUAAUCGUACAGUAUCCUGAAGUACCGUACGGUAGGCUGAGAAAAUAAAAAAAAUAGAAAGUCGCGUCUUCCCAGCUCAACCAACUUCGACCCGACCUGAAACUCCCCCCCCCCUUUCCCCCUCUACGGUGCACAAUACCGGCAUCACCUCCUGGAAGUAUAAACUUAGUUACCGUACACCUUGAAAGUCGUGCAAUUUAUUGGGAAAAAAGAAAAACCCGGCGUGCAGGGAGAGAAGUUCCUCAGUAGCGAUAUUAUACUUUGUUGUUUUUUCUUCCCUCGAUAAAUUCGGACGAGUGCGGUACCGCUACGAUAGAAAGGUUAAUGGCAGCCAACGACGACCUCACAAGAAUUCUCCAAAUCCUAGCAGCAUCGGCACCGCAACCGCCGCCUCCGGUCCGUAGUGGUGAAGAUGAUGAUUCGUAUAGCCCCCCUCCAGCCGUCACGCCGGACCCGAGACAGACCUACCCUCCUCCGUCUGCUCAUGUCUCCGGGGAGGCCCUUGAUCCGAGCAAGAUUGAGGAGUGGAAUGCGGCAUUGAGGUAUGUUAUGAGGGAGCUGUGUAAGAAUGAGGCUAUCAUGUCUGGCAUCAAAAAGGUGGGCACACAUUGGAGCGGGAGGGAUAUGGGGUGGCUAUGGGCAGGCGGAAAGGGAGGUAAGGCUAACGGAUAGUUAUAGAUGAUCAAUUCUCAGCAUGAGCAUGAGAAGGCAUGGUACGUAGCUCUGUCAAGGGACCGAUUAUAUAAUGGGUAUCUUUGUUGACUGCGACCAGGUUCCAUGCCAGGGAGGAAAUAGUCAACAGGCACAAAGCGCGGGAGGAGAGUGGAAAGAAGGUUGAAGACGUCUUGUGAGUUUCCUUCCUUACUCACCUUCCCACUAUCACGUUUACUGAACUCUCCUCCUAGACGCAAACUCGGCACCUUACCGCUUGCUCAGCAAGCUAUAGUUCAACCAGUGAGCACAAUACCUUACCCUAGCCCCCCUCCCCCCCACUCGGCUUGCCAACUGCUGACGCGAACAUCGCAGACCGCUGAGAGCGCGGCCGAAGAGCUCGCCAUAUUCGACAGGAAGGUCUACACCCGCAGCGAGCAGAUGGUAGCCCACAUGACGAGGGAAUUCGGCUCGAUGGGGAUUCCAUUCUUUUGCCAUCCAAGUUCCGCAGGACCCGAGAUGCUGGACAGAAAGCGCCGGAUGGUGGAGUUGCUCCAGGACUUGAGCGAAUAA